Messenger RNA from Orbilia oligospora ATCC 24927, 1110 nucleotides. RefSeq lists its product as uncharacterized. Lineage: Eukaryota; Fungi; Ascomycota; Orbiliomycetes; Orbiliales; Orbiliaceae. The record is from RefSeq and is a predicted model, not a curated record. Gene Ontology annotation, molecular function: catalytic activity. The transcript has a single exon. The coding region runs from base 1 to 1110 and encodes 369 amino acids. Gene Ontology annotation, biological process: nucleoside metabolic process.
AUGUCCCAAGACUAUAAUUACGAAGACUACAAUGUCGCCGUCAUCACCGCCCUCGACUACGAAAUGAGCGCCUUCCGCUACAUGCUCGACAAAGAACACCCCACCUUACCCACCAAAGAAGGCGACACAAACAUGUACAUUCUGGGCGAAUACAACGGCCACAACAUCGUUAUAGCCUGUCUCCCAGGAAAUCAAGGCAAAGGCGCCGCCGGCAUCGCUUCUACAAAUCUAAACCGAACUUUCCCUUGUGUCGCCUGGAGAUUUCUUAUUGGAAUUGGAGGUGCGGUACCAAGUUUCGAACACGAUAUAAGAUUGGGUGAUGUGGUUAUUAGUAUGCCUGAAGGAGUUCAUGGUGGUGUUGUUCAAUACGAUUUCGGGAAGGAUCUAGAAGAUGAGUUUAAUAUUAAGGGGUUUUUGGUCCCGCCGCCGACAUUGCUCAGGAAUGUUGUGCAGGUUAUGAAGUCGAAUCACUUGCUUCAGGAUAAUAAGGUCGAUGAGUUUAUAUCGUUGAUGACGAAAAAGUCGAAACGGCUAUCGAUAUUUAAACGCCCGUCGGAAAGUCUACAACCUGAUAUUCUGUACGCAGCAGAUUACCUUCAUAUCGCUGGAGAAAGAACAUGUGCGAAUUGUAAUAAAUCAAGAGCUGUGAGUAGGGAGGAUCGUGAUGUUGAGGGUUCUAUGAUACACUAUGGGCUUAUAGCAUCGGGAGAUCGGGUCGUGAAAAGUGGUACAAAGAGGGAUAAAGUGGCUCAAAGGAUAGGUGGUGUAUUAUGUUUUGAGAUGGAAGCAGCUGGGAUUGCGACGGAGUUACCUUGUAUUGUCAUUCGUGGUAUUUCUGAUUAUUCGGAUUCUCACAAGAAUGAUGUUUGGCAUUACUAUGCGGCUGCUGCUGCUGCUGCGGCGGGUAAGGAGAUGCUUUCGUAUCUUACUCCUAUUAAUCGCUCGUCUGGUACAGCGACUUCUGGUGCUUCGUCAUCUAGUCAGAAGGUGCCUUCUGCAGUGGAUAGUUGGAUGGGUUCGAGAAAUGAGUUUAGUGGUGUGGGGAUUCAACAAACCGGUUCGGGAACUAUUUCUUUUGGAAGGGACGCAACUAUUAGUGGUAGAUAUUGA